AUGUCUAUACCACUCAUGCUUUCUUGCAAUACACUCCAGCAUGCUGUUGCUAUAUGGGUUUUGGGAUUUACCGCCGUGGAUUCCAUCGCUCGCCCAGCUUUACUCCCUUUACUCUUCCUACUUACUCUAUAUACCCUUCCUCUGAAUGAUGCAAUCCCACACCCUGUUGUCCACGGAUUAGUCAACUUCAAUACAGUUGGCGUUUUCUUUCAAUAUCUAGACUGUGCUUGCAUCAGUCGAUGGUCAUACUUGGCCGGUGGGCCGACCUCCGCCAGAGGAGGACAACGUAAUCUAAGAUCGGAACCUAAGCAAGGCAGCACAGGCAGAGCCACAGCGAGCUUUGGGGAUGUGUUGGCACGAUUACGAUUUGGUACUUCACUUGUCACCUCGUGGCGAGCAGCGGGUACCCCUUGGGAGGUCAGAGGCACUCCAAGGUUUGAACAAGUGCCGAGCCGUGGACGCUUUCUUAUCGAGACUGUGCUCUAUUUAACGUCUGAAAUACUCAUCCUCGACGCUUUGAGCCUGCCAAAAGGAGGGAGACUAGAAGAAAAUGCGUUGAAUUUCGCAUGGGACAGGGUUCGGCUGUUGUCACGAUUGCAGCAAAUAUCAGGGGAGGAGAUCUCCCUUAGGCUCAAGGCCUUGUUGGGGUUCUGGUUAGGAACGUACUACUCCAUUCGAGUCAUGCACCAUAUUCUGGCCAUCGUGGGCGUAAUUACCGGCAUUAAAGAUGUUCAUCGCUGGCCAGCUAUAUUCGGACCUUUAAGCCAAACAUAUACAUUACGCCGGUUCUGGGGUAUCUUCUGGCACCAAACCUUGCGUCAGAAAAGUGGAAGCCCAGCCUACUACAUCACCUACUCAGUCCUCGGAUUGAGCAAAAGAACAGCAAUCGCGCGUUAUUUUCACCUCUUGCUGACAUUCAUUAUGUCUGCAGUUAUACACCUUCUCGCGGAAGAGUAUCCCUGGGGCAUUGACUGGGAUCGUAGCGGCACCACGAGGUUCUUCGUGACCCAGGCUUUCGGUAUUCUCUUGGAGGACCUCGUGCAGACUGCCUUUGCCUCACAUGAACCCCGCUCACGCUGGUGGUCUAAAGCUGUGGGAUGGGUAUGGGUUGCUCUCUUCACAUUCUGGUCUUCACCGUCGCACUUUUAUCCUCGCCUCCAGGUUCUAGACAGCAGUAACGGAGGUGUUCCACCUAUCAGCGUUUUGAGGCCUUUGAUAGACCGCUUAGCAACACACUCUGUAAAGUAA
Messenger RNA from Aspergillus caelatus, 1248 nucleotides. Its product is annotated as wax synthase family protein. The transcript has a single exon. The record is from RefSeq and is a predicted model, not a curated record. Bases 1 to 1248 code for a protein of 415 amino acids. Lineage: Eukaryota; Fungi; Ascomycota; Eurotiomycetes; Eurotiales; Aspergillaceae. Gene Ontology annotation, biological process: lipid metabolic process.